This is a messenger RNA of Manduca sexta (tobacco hornworm), 1200 nucleotides long. RefSeq lists its product as uncharacterized. Bases 77 to 496 code for a protein of 139 amino acids. The record is from RefSeq and is a predicted model, not a curated record. Gene Ontology annotation, biological process: sensory perception of smell. NCBI's taxonomy places the organism in Eukaryota, Metazoa, Arthropoda, Insecta, Lepidoptera, Sphingidae. Gene Ontology annotation, molecular function: odorant binding. The transcript has 2 exons.
CAGAAUUUGCUGAGCAUCCGUCACUUCCUAAGAACGUUAUACUGAAACAUUAUUUUUUACUAUUUGAACAAUUAAGAUGUACUUUAAAAUAUUGGUUUUAUGUGGAAUCCUUGCUGUCAAAAACGGCAUUUGCGACGAAAGGAGAGCCGUGUCGUUUGUUCCUGAAGUAGCCGACCACAUAACGAAAACUAUCAAAUACUGCAUGGUUAAAUAUGACAACGACCCGAAGAUUAUCGAACUAGUUAGACAAGGCAGUUACGGUGUAGACGAGCCCUUCAAAAAAUUCAUUUACUGUGCCUAUCAUAAAUCAGGGUAUGCUAACGAAGAUGGCCACGUUUUAGUUGAUAAAGUGAUUAAAGCUUUUCCUAAAGAUGCUAACAUUGAAGAAGUUACGAAAAAAUGCAGUAUGAUAAAAGGAGACGACGCGGAAGAUACAACGUAUCAAUUCUUCAAGUGCUUCGAACUGAAUGCUCCCAUUCGUCUGGCAUUGGAAUAAGUAAAACGGAAAAUUGUUAUAAAAAAAAAUAUGUUGCUAUAUUAUGAUCAUAAUACUUUGGGUAAUUUAAAGAAUGUGAUUUGUUACAACAAUUUAUUCACGUAAAAAUUUAUAAUGUGUAAGGUACAUAGCAGUGGUCAAGGGUCCAUAUAACUCAAUUCCUGCCGGCUUCCCUUGCAUAAUUUAUGUAAAAUUUAAGUAUCAUUAGAACAAUUUGCAGAGCGCAUUCCUGCAUAUUAGUAUUUACAUAUUGUGUCGUGUUCAGUGGCGAAGUGUGACAUUUUUCAAAAGGUAAGCCGAUGUAAAAAAAAUGCCCUAGUAAUGGUAUCAAGGCCAAUUUAACAGAAAUCAAAAACUAAGAUAAACAUAAAUGAAUAUAAAAGGGAAGCCGAUAGGAAUCGCGUUUAAUGGACGCAUCGCCACUGGUCGGGUUCCCUUUUGGAAAAUUUCACCCUUCGUCACUGCAUAUAUGCAUAAAUGCGGUCUGAAAAUUGUUAAAAUAAAUUUAUAUAAUUAAUGAAAGAGAGGCCGCAAGAAAUCGGCUUGUAUAGACUCUUCGCCACUAUGUUGUUCGCUACUUCGGCCGUGUGAAAGCCAAUGUUUUUUAUAAACAUUCCAUUAUAUAUUUUUCGGGAAUAAGUAAAAUAAUAUUACUAAGAUCUUCAAGGUUUAUGCUAAGAAGAAUAUAAUAUUUUACACACUCA